This is a messenger RNA of Salpingoeca rosetta, 2362 nucleotides long. Its product is annotated as ferroxidase. The record is from RefSeq and is a predicted model, not a curated record. The transcript is spliced from 11 exons. The coding region runs from base 37 to 1836 and encodes 599 amino acids. Gene Ontology annotation, molecular function: copper ion binding; oxidoreductase activity. NCBI's taxonomy places the organism in Eukaryota, Choanoflagellata, Craspedida, Salpingoecidae.
CGUGGAUGGUGUCAUCAUUUCCGCACGCAAGAAGGAAUGACGAUGACGAUGGGGAUGGUGCGCGUGACCACGACUGUCGUGGUGCUAGCUGGCGUGCUCGCUUGUCUGACGCUCAUGGCUCGGCCAGCCUGCGGUGGCGGUGUCGUUCGAGAGUACUUUAUCUCAGCAGACAAAGUGUUGUGGGACUAUGCGCCCAGCGGCCGUGAUGUGUUCAUGGGCAAAGACUUUGGUAGCAUGAAACACCAGCAGCAGCAGCAGCAUGAUGCUGCACCACGCCAACGAAGAGACACAGAACACACGAAGCACAACACCACCCAGACGCAACAUCAACAGCAACAACAUCAUCAACAACAACAACAACAGCCGCAGCAGCAGCAACGGCAAGGGCAACAGGAAAGCCCACAACACCACCGGCACCAGCAGCAACCAGAACAGCAGGCGACCAGAUCAUUAUCAUCCUCUGAACCGACUUUUGACUCCACGACAGCACCUGCGGCCUCCACGGAACCAACAACCAGCACAGAUCCGGCCUCCUCUUCCCCAACCCCAACCCCGACCACCACGACCGCCACGACCACCACGACCACCACGGCCCGUGCGGAGCAUGGGCAUGACCACCACGGCCCCAUGGGACACAUGCACGGCGCAUCAACAUGGAUGGAGGCGUCCAGCACCAGGAUUGGCCGGAGGUACUACAAGGCAAAGUAUCGCGAGUACACAGACAGCACGUUCCAGUCGCUGAAACCUGUUUCUGCCGAAUGGCAACACCUUGGGCUGCUGGGCCCUGUGAUUCGGGCAAGCGUUGGCGACACCAUCAAGGUUGUGUACCGCAAUGCCGUCGACUUUCCAACGUCCAUCCAUCCCCACGGUCUUCGGUACACUAAAGACAACGAAGGUGCGCCGUAUGCAGACAACUCCACAGCGGGCGACGCAAUUGCGCCUGGUGAGACGUACACAUACACGUGGGAGGUGCCUGAGCAGAGCGGACCGGGCCCUAUGGACGGGUCUUCUGUUGCGUGGAUGUACCACUCGCACGUGGACGAGCCACGGGAAACGAACGCAGGUCUCAUUGGCGUCAUCAUCAUCACCGCGCGUGACAAGGCAAACGCGGAUGCGACCCCAGCUGACGUUGACCGGGAGCUGGUUGCGGGCUUCUUCAUCGUGGACGAGGGACUCAGCUCUUACUUCUCCCUCAACAUCAACGAAUUUCUUCACGCGGAGAGCGACGAACAGCUCGCUGCCAUUGUUGCUGAUGAUGGCUUCCAGGAGAGCAACCACAUGUACACGAUUAACGGGCGUGUGUAUGGGAACAUGCCUGGCUUUCGCGUGCGUGUGGGCGAGCGCGUACGCUGGUAUUUGUUCUCCUUUGGAAACCAACAAGACCUGCACACCCCGCACUGGCACGGCAACACCCUUGUCCACAGGGGCCAUCGUGUGGACGUGCUGCAGCUGCUGCCAGCAUACAUCACAGUUGCAGACAUGGAGCCCAUGAAUCCGGGCAUGUGGAUGUUCCAGUGCCACGUGACGCACCACAUCCACGGCGGCAUGUACGGCGCGUACUAUGUUGAGCCGAGCGCUGGUGUCGCCAUUCAUCACCACACAAGCAGUGCUGGCACUUCCCGUGCCGGCACCGGUGGCCGCACCCAGCACUUUGCGCCAGGAUACAACCAGCAGCUGGUGGCGGCUGAUUCGUCCCGGACGGCGACGCUGACGGUGGUGGCGAUUGUCAUGCUCGCCCUCCUCAUUGUCGCACUUGCAACCCUUUAUCGAAGGCGGACGUUUGCGCAGGGGCCCGGGAGGGGUGGUGGUCAAUACAAACCCGUCAAUGCCGUGUAGUCUGGAAGUGGGUGUGAGUGUGACCUGAAGUAACACAUGGCGAGUGUGCAGCCUGUACAUGCCAUAUGUAACCCGUGCACCCCAUGCAACGCUGCGGUUUUGGGCAACGGUUCGUGUUCCUCAUCGCAGUGAUGUAACCAACCUGUGAUGUUUGUUCUGACGCGUUGACAUGAUUAUCACAUGACAUGACUGUCACAUCCCAUCACAUCACGUCGUUUCGACUCCAUCAUUAUUGCUUGGUCCUGUCCACAUGUUGUUUUGUCGUAAUUGAACUAAGUGACUUUGCACGAUGCACGCACGCGUGUGUUUGUGUGAAUGUAUGUUUGGAUAAGAUUUUGCUCCUCUUCUAAUGCUCUUCAAUGUCGCCCCCAAAAACGGCUUGCUUGUUGUUCGUGUGUGAAUGUAUGUCAUAGCUCGCGCGUGUGUAUUGCGGGGCAGGCGCCCUGCCUGCCACUUGCUUGCUCGAACAGCAACAUCGAGAAAGCGAGAAAAGACAGCAGGCAACGAGUAAAAGCAUGCAACACAA